Pogona vitticeps (central bearded dragon) is the source of this 1923-nucleotide messenger RNA. RefSeq names its product docking protein 2 (gene DOK2). NCBI's taxonomy places the organism in Eukaryota, Metazoa, Chordata, Lepidosauria, Squamata, Agamidae. The record is from RefSeq and is a predicted model, not a curated record. Gene Ontology annotation, cellular component: cytoplasm. Gene Ontology annotation, biological process: cell surface receptor protein tyrosine kinase signaling pathway; Ras protein signal transduction; positive regulation of MAPK cascade.
UUGCCUUCUGUUGGCGAUGGGACCUCCUUCCAGAGGGCCAGCCCCCUUUGCCUGUUGGUUGCUUCCAUAUACCCAUGGAGUGGGCGUCUGCUUGCACAUGUGUCUCUCUUUUUUAGUUUCUGGGCAAUACCGCAGCUCCAGGAAGCUGAGAUGUGAAGCAUGCUUUGCUGAAAGACAGGAAAGGUGGGGGCAAGGGGGAAGAAAGAAGAGAGGCUGUGGAGAGGCAGUGUGAGUGCACACAGAUAGACAGGGAGACAAGAAGAGAGAGAGACAAGACUGGAGAAAGAGGGCUGUAGAGCGACAGUGGGGACAACAUUCAGCCUCCUGCAGGAAGAUGGAAGGGGCCGUGGUGAAGGAAGGCUUCCUCUACCUGCAGCAGCAGCAGACUUUUGGGAAGAAAUGGAGGAAGUUCUGGGGUGUGUUGCAUGAGGAGAGCACUGGUGCCUCAGCAUACCUGGAGCUCCUUGAGGGCUCUCGGCCUGCAUCCACAGAGAAAGCCAAGAAAGCAGAGAAGAGCAGGAGGCAUCUCAUUGGCCUCCUUGACUGUGUGCAUGUGGAGAAGGCCUGUGGCGAAGUCAGCGGCCCUAAGGAGACCACUCCCUUCCUCCUUGAGACCACGGAGAAGUGUUACCUGCUGGCAGCCCAGACGGACGAUGUGGCUGACUGGAUCCUGGAGCUGUGCAAACAUGCCUUUGCGAAGGAUGAUAAAGUCUGGCAAGGGAUGCUGGGGAAGGAUCUCCUGAAAGGCCAGCCGCCGCCUUUGGACAUGGCAGAGAAUCCCCUGUACAGCUCCACCCGCACAGGCGACAAGACGGAGUUUCCCGUGGUGGUGAGGGCGACGCCCGCCUCCGAGCGUAUCCGCCUGUGGGGCAGGUUUUUUCUUGUGGUCAGACCGGAUGCCCUGGAGCUGCGUGGCAUGACGGGGGGAGCCGUGCUCUACACCUGGCCGUACAGGUUCUUGCGGAGGUUCGGUCACGACAAGGUCAUCUUCUCCUUUGAAGCUGGGCGGAGGUGCGACUCUGGGGAAGGCAGCUUUGAGUUUGCCACCAAGCAGGGAAGUGAGAUCAUCCGAGUCAUUGAAGAGGCCAUCCAAGUGCAGAGGGACUCCGGGAUGAAGGAGCCCCCGCCGGCUGGCUCUCCUGACCCGUCCUCAAGAGCUGCCACCCUUUCUGCUGGAGUCACCGCCAGCCAGGCCAGCUUUGAUGCCGGUGUCCAGGGAGACCAAGGCCCAGCCCGGGAGCAGGAGAACCCCUCCCAAACCAUGCUGAGCAAAACCCUCUCCUCAGAGCCCGUCUGGAAAACGAUGCCGGCGAGGGCCUGCCUGGCCAAGCCUACCAGUGCCAAGGACCCCUCCCUGCAAUUGUCCGGGUCCCUCCCCAAGCGAGGCCCCCAGCUUGAACUGAGGGCUGAGGGGGGGUCACGGAAGGCCUCUGGCCCUCUGGCUAAAGCGGCCCCUGAAUCGGAGUAUUCCCGACCCUUUGAUGCCCUCUCCGGGGCCUUUGGGAACGCUGAGGGUGGCAGCUACCCCUUGCCCAGAGGCAAAGAGGCACCCGGCCCAACGGCCUCUUGCGGGAGAACUCACAGGUCAGGCCCUGCUGGACUGGAUCACGUCUACGAUGACCCAGAAAGUCUCAUCCCUGCUAUUUAUGAUGAGCCCCAGGAGUACAACGGGGAGGCCUGGAAGCUGCAAGCGACUGCCGAGGACCCCGUGGGCUAUGAGUACCCCUACAACCCAAGCCUGGAUGACUACUCUGUGCCCAGGAUGGUGGCAUCCCCUAUAGCUGCCCCCCGGGCAGACCGAAAAUGGCCUUGGAGAAGCUGACUGAUGAGAGGAUCCCGAGGGUCGUGAAUCAGAAGAACAGACAUGGAGAAUGAGAGAGAGAGAGAGAGAGAGAGAGUCAGGAGGGAAGGAGGCAGGCUGGA